GGUGCACGGCCACACUGGCCGCGUGUUUACAAAAAUAUAUAAUUUGGAUCGCACCAACAGGGUGUGAUAUAUACCGUCAUUCCCGACCGACAUGAGUGACAACCCCGCCGCGGAGAACGAGAAGCGACCGCAGUUCGGAACCCGCCUGCUCACGGAUGCUGAAGACGUCUUCAAGCACAAUGCUUGGUAAAUAUGGGUGGCAAAUCCUCCGGAGAUUGGCCAGCAAAAGUUGGGAACACACUCGCCAGCGUAAAAAACCGUCGGGAGCGGGCAGCCGGGUGCUCACCGACGCGCGAGAGGUGUUCGAGUUUAACGCCUGGGACCACGUGCAAUGGGAUGAGGAGCAGGAACUGGCCGCGCAGGCGGCUGUAGCCAAGAACUCGUCCUCAAAGAUGGAAACAGAGCAGAAGGAGCGAUUUCAGACAGACGCCCCCAAGUUUUGGGACUCCUUCUACGGCAUUCACGACAACCGCUUCUUCAAGGAUCGCCACUGGCUGUUCACGGAGUUCCCCGAACUAGCUCCUCUGGAGACGGAUUCGGCGAAACUGCAACCUCGCAGCAUUUUCGAACUGGGCUGUGGAGUAGGAAACACAAUUUUACCCCUUCUACAGUACAACUCUGAAGCGCAGCUCAAGGUUUUCGGAUGCGACUUCUCCGUCCGGGCCAUUGAAAUCCUGCGAAGCCAACGGCAGUUCGACGAGAAGCGCUGCGAGGUGUUUGUCAUGGAUGCCACGCUGGAUCAUUGGCAGGUGCCCUUCGAGGAAAACUCACAGGACAUUAUUGUGAUAAUUUUUGUGCUGUCCGCAAUUGAGCCAAAGAAAAUGCAGCGGGUAUUGGACAAUUGCUAUCGCUACCUGCGUCCCGGGGGCUUGCUCCUCUUCCGCGACUACGGACGAUACGACCUGGCACAGCUGCGCUUCAAGAGCGGCAAGUGUAUGGAGGACAACUUCUACGUGAGAGGCGACGGCACCAUGGUGUACUUCUUCACCGAGGAAGAACUGCGGGGUAUGAUGACUCAAGCGGGGCUGCAGGAGGAGCAGCUCAUUGUGGACCGAAGACUGCAAGUUAAUCGCUGUCGCGGCUUGAAGAUGUACCGCGUGUGGAUUCAGACAAAGUUCAGGAAACCGCUUUAGGUCAAUUAAGACGACUAGUUCUGUGCAUUUUAAACCCUGUUUAAAUCAAUUGAUAUAAUUAUAAUAUUAUACCCUAUAUAUUUCGAAAUACAAAGUUCAAACAUCAUAUGUAAUAUUACUACAA
Molecule: messenger RNA, 1257 nt
Organism: Drosophila sechellia
Lineage: Eukaryota; Metazoa; Arthropoda; Insecta; Diptera; Drosophilidae
Gene: Mettl2
Product: methyltransferase-like protein
Exons: 2
Coding region: 156-1133 (325 amino acids)
Molecular function (GO): tRNA (cytidine-N3)-methyltransferase activity
Source: RefSeq, a predicted model, not a curated record